This is a messenger RNA of Spirodela intermedia, 2536 nucleotides long. The record is from the annotation of a GenBank genome assembly. Lineage: Eukaryota; Viridiplantae; Streptophyta; Magnoliopsida; Alismatales; Araceae.
AUGUCCAAUCACAGUUUCUCAGAUGAUAGCGCUUCCCGGGGUGACAAAUACAGCGAGAACCAAAUAAAAUAUAGUUCCAAAGCCCUGAUCGCCUUGGGGGUACAAACCGGUCCAGAGCCACCGCAAAAUACGAAAAGUCAUUCUGUCGUCGCCGACGAGGGGAGGGGCGGCGCAAGGGCACUACUAGAGUCUGAACACGAGGUACGUUCCCAGUCUGAGAGGUCGAAGAAGAUCAGAGAUCUGUUCACAGAACUUCACUCCUUUCUGCCUCAUGUUUCUGGCGAGGUGAGCAAAACAAUUCCAGAACGAGACUGUUCCUUCCCUCCCGCCACGAUGAUCUUCAAGAGUACUCUCUCUUUCUGUCUCUCUCGUCGGCAGGAUGAAUAUGUAGCAAUCGUAGACGAGGCGAUAAACUUCAGCAGAUCUCUUGAGGAGACUCUCAAGGGUGUCGAGGAGGCAUCACAAGAGGAGGAUGCUCCGAUGGAGCCGAGGGAAGCUUCCAUGACUGUAGAGGUGAAGGGGCUCACUGAUGAGAUAUAUAAUCCCCGUCCCCAGCAGGAGUAUGAGAUCUGCUGGGCGUCACCUAACGCCGUCGUGAGCGUCACCGGCGACCACGCCCAGAUCAGCAUCUGCUCCGCGAGGAGGCCUGGCCUCCUCCUCACCGUUGCACAUGUGCUGGAGAAGCACAACCUUGCGGUGGUCUCCCAGCAUGUCUCGUCCGAUCAGUUCAAAGACCUUAUCUUGAUGCACGUACAGGUAAACGCUCGACAAAACCUGCUCUCCCCCUUUGUUUCGCGACCAAACACAGAUGGUCGAUUCAAUAUUUUUUUUUUUGCUAAAAUUGAACAGGUGGGCAGAGCUUCCGGACAGUUACUCGAGACGCAAACGGCUAAAGAGGUCUUCAAAUCCGCCGUGGAUGAAAUAAUUCAAUGGAUAUCGUGACAUGAUUUCACACACCUUCGCCGGCAUGCGUGCAAUGGAAAUACGAAGAUUGAUUGGCAGAUUCUCCUCAGAUUCAGAUCUUGUUGACUAUGAGCUUGUAUGCGCCCAUAUGUUCUCCUUUAGCACGUCUGAUGAAUGGCCUCUUUUAGUCUUUCACUUGUUCUCCCAAUAAUGUUGACUUAUUGUUGGUCAUAUUGUAGUCGGAUUCAAAUUUUAGCCGCAUAAUUAGUGUUCACAUCAAUAAUUUUAGACGGUACCCACCACAUGGAUAUCUAUCAAUGUUGAAGUGCCAAUGGGAAAGACUUUAUGACUCUUUGCCUCAGCAAAUAUUAGGGUUUUCUUCAAAUUAAAUGUGCUUUGAGAAGCAAAAAACAAAGAAAAUAAUAAUUGAUAAAGGCUACUCGCAAAUAAAUAGUCAUUAGAUGUAAUAUACCAAUUAGGCAUCCUAACUUAGGGCCUAAUCUGUGUAAAUCACUACCACAAUGCCUGAUUUAAAACAGAUUCUUACUACAAAUUUCCACGAUCAACAUGGAAGGUCAAACAUUUGUCCUCCUUGUCAAACAUUUAUUAUUAUUUUUCCUUGAUGUAACAUAGGUUUUUCUUGCUAUUAUUAUUAUAUUUCCCUCAUGUAACAUAUACCUCCCUUUAUGUCCUUCUCAAUGUAUGUCGUUAAUGGUAAGCCCAUACCUCUUGAUAGCAUUUGUUAUAUGUCCAUCAGAGCAUCCACUAAGCUCAUGACAAAAUAAAAAUAUAGAAUUGAAGGAAAUACUACAGAUAUAAAAAAUUGUGUUUACCUAUGAAGAUUGGCCUCACCCCUUGUAAAACUAAUUUUAAACCCAAUAUUAUUCGACAAUUUCGAGAUUUUCCGAAAUAAUUUCAAAGAUUAUUAAUUUAAACCACACCGAGUUGACCAUGGAUGCCUCAUGCCACAACUUAAUGCUAUUUUCUGUAAAUCCCCUGUCACAAUGUUCAAUAAAAUCAUGUUGAAGGUUGUUUGUUUUGUUUCAUAUUAUAUAUGUAUAGAUACACAUCUUCUAUUCACAUAAGUCUUAAUCACGGCCCACCAGGCAAUGAGGGAUUUGAACCAUGAGCCAUCUUAAAUCCUCCUUGUUAACGGCAACACUCCAUUAAUGUUUUGCCAUAAACCAUAGUAAUUUAUAUUCUUAUGUUGAGAAAGUGUUAGGAGAUUGAUACACAGUUUUUUAUUUGUCAAGUUAAUGUAAAACGUUAUAACGUAAAAAUUGGGCUUUACCCUCCUAGUCGAUGUUUUCUUCCAAUUUAGUGUGUUCCUAGAUACUCGAGACGAAAUUUAGAAAACUAGUACUUCGCCCACAUGGAAAACCAGAGAGAGUUUCUUUAGGCCCAGGCCGAGUGCCAUGAUCGGCGCAGUUUUCUUUGGGUCCGGCCCGAUUCUUUAGUCAACGGAAGGCUGCCGCCGCGGUGGCGGCUUGACCGUGCGCGUCUCCUGGAAUUCAUCAGGGUCAGCCCACGCGUCAGGCAUUGGUGCCCCCAGCUCCCAGCAGUGUCUUCCCCCCCCCCCCCCCAAAAUUUUAUAACAUUUAGAUCUUUAAAAAAAUUCAGAGAUCAAUGUUAA